AGAAGAACUGGAUGUUUUUAGGGAGGAAGGAUCGAUAUAUUAGGCUGAUACCAUGAUAGGAUUCGAAAAUCAAGAACUCAACAUUACAGGGAUAUCGAUAUCAAAAUAUAUAUACAGAGGGAAAGCUAAAAAUAUGUAAUUUCUGCUGGCUAUGUUUUUAAGAAUUGCUUCUGAUUUGCUGAAUGAAGAAAGUUCAGAACUACAUAAAAAUAUAGAAAAAUAUGGAAAAAUGAUUCAUUAGUUCAUGGAGGGCAUGAUGAUAAUAGUGAAGACGCGCACAAAAUUGAUAUACAAAUCUAUGGAAGACAUGUUAGAAAGAUUGUUUACAGGAAUGUGAGUGAUGAUUUCUGGUGUAAAUGAAAAAUAAAAUCACUGUCAUCAGGAUUGGUCGUGGCGAUUGGGGGAUAUAAGAGAAAUUAACAGAUGAAAUGAAUGCUGGGUACAAUAAGAACCAUCAGUUUUUAUUUAAUUAUCUUUAUAUUUAUGUUCUUUAAUUUAUGGUUUUCCCUCAUUCAUAUCUUCAAUGACCACACCAUGUGCAUUUGUUUUUUUAGAGUCUUUCAAAGGACCGCUAUGUUAUGUCCCUAUUUCCAUUGUCCUGUUCACACAGUUUUCACAUGGAUCAUCUAUGUAAUAGUCUUGGCUACAGAACUAAUUAUGAAGUAAAACACAGUUGAAGUGAAAUUUCUAUUGGCAUUUAUCAGAAAACAAAAGUAAAUAUGUCUAAAUAAUCAAGCUAAGUUAUAUUAUCACAUAGUUGAAUCAAACAAUAACAUAUAAUACCGCAUGUUGUCUUUUGUAAUCCUAGCGCCUUGCUAAAUUUCGGGUUACAAUGAAUUUUAUUGUUCUACAAAAGGAUCAAUGUCAUGUGAGAAAGAUACAAUUCAAAAUGUAAUACACACCUUUGUGGAAAAUGUUGACACGUUAAAACACACGCCUCCUGGAAAGAUAUGACACUGAACAAAUGUCCUUUUCAAGCAAGUGAAAAAGAAAACAAGUGAACAACGUAGCUCAAGUAUAAAUUAGGAUAUCAGAACCAUUUAUUUUUUAUUGAAAGCAACAUGGCAAAGCAAAUAAUUUCUUCUUCAAACUUCUUAUUUUUCUCUCUGGCUUUACUAAUCAUCACACUCUUCCCCAUACCAAAUUUCACUUCUGCUUCUUUGGAGGAAACCAAUGCUCUACUUAAAUGGAAAGCAAGCCUUCAAAUCCCAAAAAACUCCUUGCUCUCUUCAUGGAUUCCCCUCCCUUUGAAUUCCAGUGCAUCGGUUCCAUGCACUUCUUGGUUUGGAGUAGUUUGCAAUGCUGAUGGGAGCAUUCAGAAGUUGAACCUCACAUCAUCUGCAUUAAAGGGUACGCUUCAUCCAUUUUCAUUCUCUUUGCUACACAAUCUUACACAUUUUGAUCUCAGACUAAACAACUUCUUUGGCCCUAUCCCACCAGAAAUCCAACUUUUGUCCAAACUUGUAUAUCUUGAUUUUUCAUUGAAUAAGUUUUCUGGAGUAAUCCCACCUGAAAUAGGAAUCCUGCACCAGCUAACUAUCUUGUACUUAUACUCAAACAAUAUCUCUGGUCCUAUUCCUAUUGAACUUGGAAAUUUGAAGUCUCUCACUGAUCUUAAGGUGAACAUAAAUCAGCUUAGUGGUUCGAUUCCUUCAUCAUUGGGUAAUUUGACAUCUUUGAAUGUACUUAAUUUGUACCAAAAUCAACUAUCUGGUUCCAUUCCUGUUGAACUUGGGAAUUUGAAGUCUCUCACUGAUCUUGAGCUGAGCACCAAUCAGCUUAGUGGUUUGAUUCCUUCAUCAUUGGGCAAUUUGACAUCUUUGAAUGUCCUUUAUUUGUUCCAAAAUCAACUAUCUGGUCCUCUUCCUAAUGAACUAGGGAAUUUGAAGUCUCUCACUCAUCUUGCGGUGUACAACAAUCAACUUAGUGGUUCUAUUCCUUCAUCAUUUGGUAAUUUAACAUCUUUGAAUUUCCUUUAUUUGUUCCAAAAUCAACUAUGUGGCCCCAUUCCUGUUGAACUUGGCAAUUUGAAGUCUCUCACUGAUCUUGAGGUGAACAUCAAUCAACUUAGUGGUGCUAUUCCUUCAUCAUUAGGUAAUUUAACAUCUUUGAAUUUCCUUUAUUUGUUCCAAAAUAAACUAUCUGGUCCCAUUCCUAAUGAACUAGGGAAUUUGAAGUCUCUCAUUCAUCUUGCGGUGUACAAAAAUCAGCUUAGUGGUUCUAUUCCUUCAUCAUUGGGUGAUUUAACAUCUUUGAAUGACCUUAUUUUGUACAAAAAUCUACUCUACGGUCCCAUUCCUGUUGAACUUGGGAAUUUGAAGUCUCUCACUAAUAUUGAGGUGAGCGAAAAUCAGCUUAGUGGUUCUAUUCCUUCGUCAUUGGGUAAUUUGACAUCUUUGAAUAUCCUUUAUUUGAACGAAAAUCAACUAUCUGGUCCUAUUCCUGUUGAACUUGGGAAAUUGAAGUCUCUCGUUCAUCUUGCGGUGUACAACAAUCAGCUUAGUGGUUUUAUUCCUUCAUCAUUGGGUAAUUUAACAUCUUUGAAUGUACUUUAUUUGUACCAAAAUCAACUCUCUGGUCCCAUUCCUAUUGAGCUUGGGAAUUUGAAGUCCCUCACUGAUCUUGAGGUAAACAUCAAUCAACUUAGUGGUUUUAUUCCUUCAUCAUUGGGUAAUUUGAGAUCUUUGAAAAUCCUUUAUUUGCACGAAAAUCAACUCUCUGGUACCAUUCCUCUUGAAAUUGGGAAAUUGAAGUCUCUCACUCAUCUUGCGAUGUACAAAAAUCAGCUUAGUGGUUCUAUUCCUUCAUCAGUUGGUGAUUUGACAUUUUUGAAUUUCCUUUUUUUGUACGAAAAUCAAUUCUCUGGUCUCAUUCCUGUUGAGCUUGGGAAUUUGAAGUCUCUCAAUAAGCUUGAUAUGAGCCACAAUCAACUUAGUGGCUCUAUUCCUUCAUCACUAGUAAACCUCAGCAACGUAAAAUGGCUGACCCUCAGUUGUAAUAAAUUAUCUGGCCCCAUUCCUAGUGAACUUGGGAAGAUGAAGUCUCUCACUCAUCUUUCAGUGAGCAGAAAUCAGCUUAGUGGUUUUAUUCCUUCAUCAUUUGGUGAUUUGACAUCUUUAAAUGGGCUUUAUAUGUACCAGAAUGAGCUUGCUGGUGCCAUUCCUAGUGAACUUGGGAAGUUGAAGUAUCUCACUGAUUUUCAAGUGAACAACAAUCAAAUUAAUGGUUCUAUUCCUCCAGAAUUCGGAAAUUUAACUCGACUACAUAGACUUAAUCUGUCUUCGAAUCAUUUGGUUGGUGAGAUCCCAAAGGAGUUUGGGAAGAUGAAAAGUAUGUUGGAUUUGUACUUGACUGGCAACCAACUUUCGGGUGUUAUACCUCUAGAGCUUGGAUUUUGUGAACUCCUUGAAGUACUCGAUCUAUCCAAAAAUAGAUUUAAUGGGUCACUCCCAAGAAGUAUUGGUCAAUGGACACACAUCCACUACUUGAAUCUUAGUAAUAACAAGCUCAGUGAGACAAUUCCAUCCGAGAUUGGUAAAUUAGUUCAUCUUACGGAACUUGAUUUAUCUCAUAAUUUUCUCACGAAAGAGAUACCAUCUGAAGUUCAAAGUUUGCAGAGUUUGCAAAAAUUGGAUCUUUCUCACAACAGACUAUCUGGUUCCAUUCCUGAUGCUUUUACAAGUUUGCCCAACGGGAUUGAUAUUAACCUUUCGUUCAAUAAGCUCUCAGGUCCGGUCCCCCCUUGCGCCAACUUUGUGAAUGCGUCCAUAGAAAGCAAUACAGAUUUGUGUGGGAAUAUUACAGGGGUGAAACUUUGUCCAAGUCAAAUUAUGAAAAAGAAAAAUGAUCCUUUUCAUCAUAAACUUAUCCUUGUAAUUAUGCUCCCUCUUAUCGGGGCUAUUUUACUUGGUGUAUUCACGUAUGGCCUAAUUGCUUAUCAACAACAUAAGAAAAAGUCUCCACAAAAACCAUCGGAUGAACAAAGUGGUGAUUAUUUCUCCAUUACAAGUUUUGAUGGAAAAGUAGUGUAUGUUGAUAUCUUGAAGGCAACAAAUGAUUUCGAUGAAGCAUACUGCAUUGGGACCGGAGGAUAUGGGACUGUGUACAAAGCCGAGCUACAACCUGACAAUGUGGUAGCUGUCAAGAAACUUCACUCAUCAUCUGAGAAUGUUGAUCAUAAUGGAUUCCUAAAUGAGGUACGAGCGUUAACGAACAUAAGGCAUCGAAACAUAGUGAAACUCUAUGGAUAUUGCUCCCAUGUCCGCCACUCAUUUUUGAUUUAUGAAUACCUUGAAAAGGGAAGCCUUGGAUCAAUCUUAAGAAGCGAUGUCUUAGCAAAAGAAUUGGAUUGGUUGAAAAGAGUAAAUAUUGUAAAGGGUGUAGCUAAUGGUUUGGCUUAUAUGCAUCACGACUGCUCGCCUCCAAUAAUUCAUAGAGACAUAUCCAUAGCCAACAUCCUUCUUGAUUCUGAUUGUGAGGCACAUAUUUCUGAUUUUGGCACAUCCAAGCUUUUGAAGCUCGAUUCAUCCAACUGGACUGCAAUUGCAGGCACCUAUGGUUAUAUUGCACCAGAGCUUGCUUAUACAAUGGUGGCUACUGAGAAAUGCGAUGUGUAUAGCUUUGGAGUUGUUGCAAUAGAAGUGAUAAUGGGAAAGCAUCCAGGAGAUCUCAUAACAUCUUUUCCAACAUUGUCUGCUGAUUAUAUGGUGCCAGCAAACGUGGGAGAUAGUCGGAUACCUCCUCCCUCAUCACAAGUUGAGAAACAAGUUAGGUUGGUUUUGAAUCUCUCAAGAGCAUGUUUGAACUCCAAUCCACAUGAAAGACCAACAAUGCAACAAGUUUCAAAUUUGUUAAUGAAGGAUCAGCCUUAAAUUGACAUCUUUUGGGCUGAUUGAAAUAGUGUACUUUCAGUGUUCUUUUUACUUUUCUUAUGUUCCCUAUAUGCAUCAUGUCAAUAUGUAUUCGUAUGAAUGGCUUUUUGUUAAGAAACUUCACAUAUGUUUGUGAACAAAUAAGUAAAUGAAAAUCACAAAAAAUUCAAGCUUUGA
Molecule: messenger RNA, 5048 nt
Organism: Lactuca sativa (garden lettuce)
Lineage: Eukaryota; Viridiplantae; Streptophyta; Magnoliopsida; Asterales; Asteraceae
Biological process (GO): protein phosphorylation
Molecular function (GO): protein kinase activity; protein binding; ATP binding
Source: RefSeq, a predicted model, not a curated record